Messenger RNA from Cyprinodon tularosa, 2760 nucleotides. RefSeq names its product kinesin-associated protein 3-like. The coding region runs from base 183 to 2516 and encodes 777 amino acids. Gene Ontology annotation, biological process: cilium organization; microtubule-based movement. Gene Ontology annotation, cellular component: kinesin II complex; axoneme; ciliary transition zone. The transcript is spliced from 20 exons. NCBI's taxonomy places the organism in Eukaryota, Metazoa, Chordata, Actinopteri, Cyprinodontiformes, Cyprinodontidae. Gene Ontology annotation, molecular function: kinesin binding. The record is from RefSeq and is a predicted model, not a curated record.
GCUUGCCAACCGCCAUAAAAAAAGAAAAACAAGAAGGAAACCAAGGAGGUGUUUUCUAUGUAAAAGGCGAUAUUACUGGGCCGCUGUAGGAUUCAUAAGUCGUGAUUUAUCGGUGGAAUCUCUCCAAUGUUAGGAGAUUAUUUUAUAAUAAUUUAAAACCUAGAAUCAUAAAGCAGGAGAAAAUGCAGGAUGACGCACGGUACCUUAAACGCAAAGUGACUGCAGGCAGUUUGGACGUCCAUCCCACAGAGAAGGCCCUGGUGGUCCAGUAUGAGGUGGAGGCAUCCAUUCUGGGAGAGGAUGGAGGUCCAGUGCUGGGGGAACGCAAGGAGGGGCAAAAGAUUAUCCGUGUGAAAAGCCUCUCUCCUACCACGGAUGUGGCAGCUUUGGCCAGGAAAGUGGUGGAGGAGUGUAAACUCAUCCCUGCCUCCCGUUUGCCUCAGGUGGAGCAUUUGCUCUACUACCUGCAGAACAGGAAGUCCUCCCCCGUGGAGGGGAAAGCAGAGAAGAAAGAGAAAAGGGCAGUAAAGCCCAAAGACCUGACACCAUUUGAAGGAAUGGAGUUAAACGAAGAAGCCAUUAUAACCAGAAUGGAUGAGUAUGUCGAGCUGCUCUAUGAAGGCAUCCCAGAGAAAAUCAGGGGCGCGGCUCUGAUUUUGCAGCUCGCCCGCAACCCCGACAACCUGGAGGAGCUGUUGCACAAUGAAGCUGCUCUGGGAGCUCUGGCCAGAGUUCUGAGGGAGGACUGGAAGCAGAGUGUUGACUUGGCUACCAGCAUCAUUUACAUCUUCUUCUGCUUCUCAAGUUUUUCUCAGUUCCAUGCGGUGGUGAGUCACUAUAAGAUAGGGGCGUUGUGUAUGAGCGUGGUGGAACAUGAGCUGAAGAGGUACGAUGUGUGGCGGGAGGAGCUGCGCAAGAAAAGCAAGGCUUGUGAGGCAGCACCAGAAAAUGGCUCUCUGAGGAGAGACCAGGAUAAAGCUCUGAGGAAAUACCAAGGCCUCUUAGCUAAGCAGGAGCAGCUUCUCAGAGUUUCUCUUUACCUCCUGCUGAAUCUCGCUGAGGACACGAGGACGGAGCUGAAGAUGAGGAAUAAAAACAUUGUGGGGCUGCUGGUCCGAGUUCUGGAGCGGGACGAUGAGGAGCUGUUGGUGCUGGUGGUUUCGUUCCUAAAAAAGCUCUCCAUCUUCCUGGAGAAUAAGAAUGACAUGGCUGAGCUUGACACUGUGGAACACCUGGCCCGUCUUGUUCCCUGUCAGCAUGAGGACCUGCUAAAUCUAACUCUGCGUCUGCUACUUAACCUCUCCUUUGACUCUGGACUCAGGGCCAAGAUGGUGGAAGUUGGGCUUUUACCUAAGCUCACAGCUCUGUUGGGUGAUGAGAGCAACCGGCAGGUGGUGAUGCGCAUCCUGUACCACAUCAGCAUGGACGACCGCUUUAGAGGCAUGUUUGUUUACACCGACUGCAUACCUCAGCUGAUGCAGAUGUUGUAUGACCAUGGCGGCGAGGAAAUAGAAGCUGAGCUCAUCUCUAUCUGCAUUAACCUGGCUGCAAACAAAAGGAAUGCCCAGCUCAUGUGUGAAGGAAAUGGGCUGAAGAUGUUGAUGAAAAGAGCUCUGAAAACAAAAGACUGCCUUCUUAUGAAGAUGAUCAGAAACAUCUCCCAGCAUGAUGGCCCAACUAAACCCCUGUUUAUUGACUACGUGGGUGACCUGGCAGCAGAGAUCCGUACUGAGGAAGAGGAGGAGUGGGUGCUGGAGUGUCUGGGCACGCUGGCCAACCUUACUGUCCCCGACCUGGACUGGGAGUUGGUUCUGAAGGAGUAUAACUUGGUUCCUUUUCUCAAAGACAAACUCAAACCAGGCUCGGCUGAGGAUGACCUUAUCCUGGAGGCGGUCAUAAUGAUUGGAACCGUCUCCAUAGAUGAUGCCUGCGCUGUCAUGUUGGCCAAAUCUGGCAUCAUCCCUGCUCUUAUUGAGCUGCUGAACGCACGCCAGGAGGAUGACGAGUUUGUGUGUCAGAUUGUGUACGUCUUCUACCAGAUGGUGUUUCAUCAGGCGACUCGAGAUGUCAUCAUCAAAGACACCCAGGCUCCAGCUUACCUGAUUGAUCUUAUGCAUGACAAGAACACAGAGAUCAGGAAAGUGUGUGACAACACUCUGGACAUCAUCGCUGAGUAUGAUGAGGAGUGGGGGAGGAAGAUCCAGUCAGAGAAAUUUCGCUUCCACAACAACCAGUGGCUGGAGAUGGUCGAGAGUCGACAGGUUGAUGAGGCCGAGCCAUAUCUCUACGAUAACGACAACGACCGGACGGAUCUGUUCUACAGCGCAGAUGGAAUAACUCCAGGAGACGGCUCGGCAAGCCCAGAUUUCUUCAGCGUCCUGCAGCCUCAGAAUGGAGACUUGCACCAUGCAGGAGAUGUCAAUGAUGUCUUUGACCAGAGCAGCUCAACGACAGGACGACCAGCCACGGCUUAUGGCUUCAGACCGGAUGAACAGCCGUUCUACCAGUUCUCAUAAUCUCACUCAUUCCACAAUCAUUUCUCAUCGUUGUGCAUGCCAGUCUCUGUACUGCUUCACUCUUAGUUGUCAGGACUGAACAUCUUGUAGCUCUUUAGAAAGUGACCACAUGUCUUAUACUUUAUUUAGUGAAGGUAAAGACCAGAAUAUCCAGUUCAAUUCAUACUUUUCAUUUCACCUUCUUAUUUAUUAUUAACUUAUAAAGAUAUGUCUUUCUUUUUCUCAUUAUUUUAGAAAAUAAUUG